This is a messenger RNA of Symbiodinium sp. CCMP2592, 2421 nucleotides long. Lineage: Eukaryota; Dinophyceae; Suessiales; Symbiodiniaceae. The record is from the annotation of a GenBank genome assembly.
AUGCCUUGGGAGCACAAGGAUUUCAAGUAUCCGUCGAACAUGGCACCGCCGCUGCAGGUCCUGAUUGACUGCUCCAACGGUGCGAGCGACUAUGGCAACAAGUUCGGAGAGCCGCUCAUCUGUGGCUGGACCAGGUCCUGUGGCGUGCGCAUGCAGGAAAGUGGGGAGCGCUUUGAGUGGGUGAAGCCCAUCAUGUUGUCAGGAGGCCUCGGGCAGAUGGACCACAACCACCUCGUGAAGGAGGAGCCCAAGGAAGGCCAGCUUGUUGUGAAGAUCGGUGGCCCGGCCUACCGCAUCGGCGUGGGAGGAGGUGCCGCCUCGUCGAUGGUCGCCGGCGACAACCAGGCCGAACUUGAUUUCAACGCCGUGCAGCGCGGUGACGCCGAGAUGCAGCAGAAGGUGAACCGUGUGGUGCGCGCCUGCGUCGAGCUGGGGCCCAAGAACCCGAUUCUCUCCAUCCACGACCAGGGAGCUGGAGGCUCCGGAAACGUACUCAAGGAGAUCAGCGAGCCUGCAGGUGCUGUGAUCGACUUGCGGAAGAUGCAUGCGGGCGACCCCUCGAUGUCCAUCCUGGAGCUUUGGACGGCCGAGUUCCAGGAGAACAAUGCCCUUCUCCUUCCUGCGGAAUCGGCCGAGCUCUUUGACAAGAUCUGCAAGCGAGAGAAGGUUUCCUACGCCAUCAUGGGAACCAUCACUGGCGACGGGAAGGUGGUUGUGAAGGACAGCCGCGACGGAAGCACGCCGGUCGACCUUCCCUUGGACAAGGUGCUGGGCAAGAUGCCUCAGAAAGUCUUCCCCAUGCAGCGCCUCUACAAGAAGCCGCCGAGGUCCCUGGACCUUCCAGCAUCGCUGACGGUGCAGGUGGCGUUAGAGACAGGUGUACUGCGCCUCCUGUCAGUGUGCUCCAAGCGAUUCCUGACCAACAAGGUCGAUCGAUCCGUCACCGGCCAGAUUGCACAGCAGCAGUGUGUGGGUCCGCUGCAGACGCCCCUAGCCGACUUCGCGUGCAUUGCACAGAGUCCUUUGGCCACCAGCGGCGGCGCCACCGCCAUCGGCGAGCAGCCGCUGAAGGGCUUGGCAGGCGACCCAGCCAGCUGCGUCAGCAUGGCCCGCUUGGCAGUGGCGGAGGCCCUGACGAAUCUUGUUUGGAUCCGCAUCCCCACGCUCGACUCUAUCAAGGCUUCCGGCAACUGGAUGUGGGCUGCCAAGCUGCCAGGAGAGGGCCCCAAGAUGUACGACAUUGCCGAGGCGCUAAGCCACAUGAUGGUCGAGCUGGGCAUUGCCAUCGAUGGCGGCAAGGACUCCCUGUCCAUGGCCUCCCGCGUGCCGCUGGGCAACGGCCAGGUCGAGACAGCCAAGAGCCCGGGGCAGUUUGUGCUCACGGUCUACGCCCCGGUGCCCGACGUCCGCAUCAAGGUCACGCCAGACCUCAAAACCAAGGGCGACGGAGUGCUGCUCUUCGUGGAUCUCGGACAGGGCCCGCCCGUUCUUGGAGGGUCUGCGCUGUCUCAGGUCUUCGCGCAGCUCGGUGCCGGUCCUUCGCCACAGGUGGAUGGCCAGGCGCUGAAGGCCACAGUUCACGGAGAUGCAUCGGCUGACGCUGAGGAUGAGAGGAUUCUGACGGCGGUCUUUGCAGAACUCGCGGCGGAGGCUUCGGAAAUCGAGCGAGUCGCCCUGGACCUGGAUCGUGCUGGUGACCCCGAGCAGGCGGUGGCCGUAUACCGACAGGUUGCAGAGCGAUUGGCCAAAGCGGCGGCCUCGUGCCCAGAAGGCAACCCCGACCGAGCCGUUCUGGCCCGCCACGCUGGCGAGGUGCUCGGCCGGGUCGUCUAUCUCGAGAGCCUGAACGGAGCGCCGGCUGCGGUGCCACCAGAGGGGCACAUCGGCUGUGACCACUUGGUGAUCCCGGGCCCCGGCGUCGAGCGCCAGGUGUCGGACGGCUUUCAGCUCAUCUCCUCGCCUCGCCGCGAGUCGACCUGGGCUAAGAAAGCGGCCUCAGCCGCGGCUGUCAGUGGUGCGGCUGGCUUGCUGGUGCUCCAUGCGCCGGUUUGCGCGAUCGGCUUGGCUGCCGGCGCUGCUUACGCCACCACCCGCGAGGACUCUGCCGGAGAGGCGGCCCGAUCGAUGGGCUCUUUUGGCCUUGAGGCUGCGUCCCACGUGCGCCAUGUCGCCCGGGAACAUCGGCUGAGCGAGCGCCUGGAUGGGGCGCUAAGCGGAGUGCGGUCCUUCGACGAGCGGUGGCGUGUCUCCGAGCGGACGCAGGCUGCAGCAGUGAGCUCGGCAGUGGCGCUGAGGGACCUGGACGAGAGACACCAGGUCAGCUCUACAGUCGCCAAGGGCGCCAUCCGGGCUGGACAAGGUGCCAGCUCCCUUUUGGGACCAGCGGCGUCUUGGGUCUCCAGACGCUUCUCGCGAAGUUAA